Molecule: messenger RNA, 3091 nt
Organism: Branchiostoma floridae (Florida lancelet)
Lineage: Eukaryota; Metazoa; Chordata; Leptocardii; Amphioxiformes; Branchiostomatidae
Product: phosphatidylinositol 5-phosphate 4-kinase type-2 alpha-like
Exons: 14
Coding region: 232-1512 (426 amino acids)
Biological process (GO): phosphatidylinositol metabolic process
Molecular function (GO): phosphatidylinositol kinase activity
Source: RefSeq, a predicted model, not a curated record
UUUGGCGCGACACCGGCCUACCAGCUGCGCAACAUACACGUUUCUAAAAACCCCUACAUCCCUAACUCCUGUCACAACGGAUACACCGUAGUACUUCAGAUCACAAGUUUUUGACCAUUGAGGAGAAUUUUGCCAUCCCGAAGGAUACAUCCCACAGACACCACGGACCGAUGAGAUAGGACUAUCCAUACACACCCGCUACAGCUGACAGAAGGAGAUUCAUACACCAUCAUGCCGGCAGGGAAGAUGCCGAUCAACUGCAUGCCCCUCCGCUCGCCACUUGUCAAACGCUGCCAGGCCGAAGAGGCACGGCUGAAAAUGGCGACGGCGACGAAGAAUAAACAUCUCCGAGCGAAGCGGCAGAAGAAGAAACUGUUCCGGGCAAACGAGCCCCUCCUGUCCGUCCUCAUGUGGGGAGUAAAUCACUCGAUACAAGAGCUGUCCCACAUCAACAUCCCCGUUAUGCUCAUGCCUGACGACUUCAAGGCCUACAGCAAGGUCAAGGUGGACAAUCAGUACUUCAACAAAGAAAACUUGCCGAGCCAUUUUAAAGUGAAAGAAUACUGCCCGCUGGUGUUCAAGAAUAUAAGAGAGAGAUUCAACAUAGAUGAUGUUGACUACAUGAAUUCGUUGACUAGAUCGCAGCCGGUGAACACGGACUCUCCCGGUAGAAGUGGCGCCAGAUUUCUCAUGUCCUACGACAAACGUUACGUCAUCAAGACGAUAGAGAGCGAAGAAGUAGCACAGAUGCAUCAUCUUCUCAAGCAGUAUCAUCAGCAUAUUGUGGAAAACCACAGUGAAACUCUACUCCCCCACUACCUGGGCAUGUACAGACUGACAGUAGAGGGCACGGAGACGUACCUGGUCGUCAUGGCUAACAUAUUCAGCCACAAACUCAACGUUCACAUCAAGUAUGACUUGAAGGGCUCUACAGUAGACAGACAAGCCAGUGAUAAAGAAAAGGCAAAAGACUUGCCCACAUACAAAGACAAUGACUUUGUAAAGGAGAGAGAAACACUGAAAAUCGGGGAGACACAGAAGGAGAGGCUACUGGGGAUCCUGAAGCGAGAUUCGGAUUUUCUUGUGACCCUUAACCUCAUGGACUACAGCCUGUUGCUGGGGGUGCAUGAUGUUGAGCGGGCGGAACAAGAGGACAUGGAGACGGAGAACCAGAGCGGGGACGACGAGGACGGAGAAGACUCCGGCGGACAGUGUGCCACGCCCCCCGACAGCCCGCGGAUCAAGGACUUCGAGGACUAUGAUGUGGAAGAGAGGGAGGCCUUUGCAAUCAAAAGUGCAAAUGGGUCUGUUGGUCCCUACUUUACAGAUGCACCCAAGAAGGAAAUCUACUUCAUGGGUCUGAUCGACAUCCUCACGUCCUACGAUGCCAAAAAGAGAGCAGCGCACGCAGCCAAGACAGUUAAACACGGAGCAGCUAGUGAGAUUUCCACAGUGAAGCCCAAACAAUACGCCCGCCGCUUUAUGGACUUCAUGGACAAGGUGCUUGUAUGAUUUUGAAGGCUUUAAUGGGGAACUGCAGAGGCCACACUUACACACAGGGUGUUGAUUGGAUGAACCAGCACAGAAGCCCAUAGUCACAUGUAGUCUGCUGCAGUUUGAUGUCAUCCUGAUAGAGGGAGCUGCUGGACAGAAGGCAGUCACCAUUUACUUGACCUUGACAAGAGCACUCCUCAACAUGGGCUUGACCUUUGACUUGUCACCUUUCACCUCCCUGACCUCUAACAAACGUAUUACAUGUUGACAUGUACACGUACUAGUAUAUUGCACUAUGUACAAUUAUAUAAGUCAGUAUAAUUGUACGCAGUAACAAUACAAUUACUCCACAACCAUAGGAAAGCUCUUCUGGUUGCUACAAAAAUUUAUAUGAGAUGGGAAAGAAAAUAUCUAUACAUGUAGAUGUAGUUAAUGGAUAUGAAACUAUGGCCUUUAUCCAUGUCCAGUUAAGACAGUUAUAACACAAUGCUAAAUACAUGUAGUACACUUUAGGGAAGAAGUACAAUAUGCUACAAGUAUGAUAGGUUCAUGAACAUGCUAAAAACAAGAGGAUACAUUCAAUGCUGGGUUAACAGACAAAACAUUUCUUCAGAAAAAAAAAUGUUUGACAAACAAACAGAAUGCCUAAUGGGUUUAAUCAAAGCUUUUCACAGAAAUUUUGUUAUGGGCAUCAUUGAAUACUCUUGAAGAUGCCUGGAGUCUAUUGUAUAUUUAAUUAGUCUGUGUUUAAAAUUUACUGAAAGUUUUGUCUUUAAUAAGGGCCUUGGAGUUGGAUGUCUUUGAAAAGGUUGAAGAAGAGGAUAUGAAAUUUGAAAAAGGUAAACUUGUUGCAAGGAAAUAAUUCAAAUUUUACAGGCAAUUUAUGUUCUAUUAGAAAUGAAGUUGUAAAGGAAUCAAAAGUCCACAACAAAAAAUUUCAGGUCACCAAAAUCAAUCUUUUUUGUUCCUUCAAAAUCCAAGAAAAUAUCAAGGCAUUGCAUUUGCCAUGGCUUAAGAAAACAAUGACAGUCCUAGCUUUCAUAUUCAACCCUAUUGUGGCAAUUGUAGCCCCAUUUACCCAGCUCAUCAGUGUAUUUGUUUUGUAUUAGACAUUUGAGGAUAGGUUUCAGGAAAAUUCCUGAAAAAAAAAGCCCUCUGAUGAUUUUAACCAUGUACAGCAACUGUGUAGGGUAACAGAUAUAUAUACAUUGUUAGAAGAUAAAUUAUGUUGCAAUUUUGGUCACAAAUUGGAUGAAAACAACACGUCACAAGCGCAGCAUAUACGCUCAGUGUAUUUCCUAGGUUUUCAGACAAGUGUGACAUGAAUAGGUUACAGUAAAGGUUCUUCAUUUGAAUGAAAUAAUCUCUACCAAUUGUUAGUAGAGAUUUAACUACAAAUAUUCUCCCAUGUACAACUCUACAUCUAUAGUCUACCAGGGCAUUAGAAAGGGGAGGGGGGCGAACUAUGUUUUUUCUAUAAUAGUCGUUCAUAGACAGAGGAUUGAAUUUACCCUGAAGGAGGGUAGAGAGGCAGAUUUGUACAAUUGCAGGAAUGAGUGAGUUUUUAUGUUAAAUAAAUCUAUGUUGUGAAUUGUCC